CUAAACCGGUUCCAGCAGAAGAAGAUUAACAGUACAAGUCCUGAUUUAAGCAGCGGUGUUUAUAUCCUGAUCAGAAACCGGUUUGUUAUCUAGAUUUCUCUCUCGCUCACUGAAACCUCGCUUAUCGGACUGUUAUCGUACUUAAAUCAGCGGUUUACAGGCGGGAGAGGGACUGACCUGAGGGCAGCGCCCGCCGGCCACGUCUACAGGAACUACAGCGCUGCGGGUCCUGUCAGAGAGAUACAGCAGCAGCGGCAGCAGCGGUGGAAGCGGGGCUCAGUCUCUGUUUAAAACCGUCUAUCUUUAAAACUAAAUUACUGAGGAGCUUCUUCUUCUACUGAACAGUGUCCUCCACCUGUUCAUAAGGUGAGAGCUGGAAGCCAUGUCCACCAUAAUGAGCGCUCUAAGCGGACGCCUGUCCGUUGCCUCCCUAGUCCUGCUCAUCUUUCUGGCUGUGAAUGUGAACGCACGGCCCGCCAACACGUCCUACCACAAGGAGAAAAUCCCAAACAGUAAGGAAACCAAUGAGAUCCUUCCUCCGGACCACCUGAAUGGGGUGAAGAUGGAGAUGGAUGGCCACCUCAACAAGGACUUUCACCAGGAGGUGUUCCUGGGGAAAGAAAUGGAAGAGUUUGAGGAGGACUCUGAGCCGAGGAAGAACAGGAAGAAGCUGAUUGAAAUUUUUAGCAAGGUUGAUUUCAAUAAGGACAGAAGUGUCAGUGCUAAAGAGAUGCAGCGCUGGAUAAUGGAGAAAACAGAAGAGCACUUCCAAGAGGCUGUUAAAGAAAACAAGCUCAGCUUCCGUGCUGUGGAUCCUGAUGGAGACGGUCAUGUGACGUGGGAUGAAUACCGGGUGAAAUUUUUGGCCAGCAAAGGCUUCAAUGAGAAGGAAGUGGCUGAGAAGAUAAAGAACAAUGAGGAACUGAAAGUGGAUGAAGAAACUCAGGAGGUGCUGGAGAGUCUGAAGGAUCGCUGGUUCCAGGCAGAUAACCCUCCAGCUGAUCAGCUGCUGAACGAGGAGGAGUUCCUCUCCUUCCUCCAUCCAGAGCACAGCAGAGGCAUGCUCAAAUACAUGGUGAAGGAGAUCAUCAGAGACCUCGAUCAAGAUGGAGAUAAGGAGCUGACCCUGUCAGAGUUCAUCUCCUUGCCAAUGGGAACAGUGGAGAACCAGCAGGCUCAGGACAUAGACGACGACUGGGUCCGCGAGCGGAAGAAGGAGUUUGAGGAGGUUAUUGAUUCAAACCAUAACGGCAUCGUCACCAUGGAAGAGCUUGAGGAGUACAUGGAUCCCAUGAACGAGUACAACGCUCUGAACGAGGCCAAGCAAAUGAUUGCUGUGGCUGACGAGAACCAGAACCACAAUCUGGAACUGGAGGAGAUCCUCAAAUACAGCGAGUACUUCACUGGCAGCAAGCUGAUGGACUAUGCCCGCAACGUCCACGAGGAGUUCUAGGACAUUCUCCUCGGUCCUUUAUAAAAACAAAAACAGAAAAGUUUUAUUCCGCCCGGCUAAACAGCUAAACAGGCAGACGAGUGUACGCACAUUCCCAGGGAUUGGGUACGUUCCUGUCUGCCAGAGUUUGGAUUUGCUCAUUUGUUUUUGAGUGUGUGUGUGAGAGAGAGUUUGUGAGAGUUUGCUUGAAGUAGUGCCUGGAAAUGUUGUGUGUCUUAAGCCUCUCCUAUAUAUUUCUUAAUGCAUUUAACGCAUUCAGAUGUGUCUGAUACUCCUCCUUCAUGAUCUCGUGCAGCAUGCUCUGUCAGGUUCGGCCUUCUGUUGGAGCUGCUUUUGCUCAAACACUGUGUUCUUAUUUCAUGCCUUUUAGCGCCUGUUCUACAGUAGACACUGUGUCACUUUCAUAAAUCAUCAGAGAGUUGAUAUGAAGAGAAGUGUGUGUAUAUGGGGAGAAUUUUGAGUUGUUUUGAGGUGUUACCAGGUCUUUGAUGGUCCUGAUAGUAACAGAGAGCAAAUGAACUUGCCUAAUGCCAGAUUCACACUACCUAGUACUACUUGUAGCCCAGUUUUUCAAUCGGCAACAUUUUUUUCGUCGAUCGGCAAAUCAGGAAUCACUCGGUGCUCGUUCAGUUGCAUAGUGUUAACUACUAAAAGACGCUCAUCUUGAAGAUCAGUCGGCGACACCCUGCAAAUUUUUGCCAUGCUAAAUAUCUGACCCAGUCAUCGACUGGGAGUCAAGAGCAGUGGCUACAUACUGCCAAUGGAAUCACAGAAAGAGAGAACCACAGUUUUGGCGUGUUCUUGUGAUAAACGUGUUUCUGGAGAGCAGCCAGCUUAGUCUGCUGUUUCCCAUGAUGAAAAAUAGUGUAAAUUGUGAAUGUGUGUCGCUGAUCAGUCAUGUAGUAAAACUCAACAACUCGCGAUUUCUGCACAACCAGUCGUGUAGUGUGAACCCGGCAUAAAGCAGAGGUGAUGUAAAUAAUUGUUCUUCUAUGGGAAAAGUAUAAUAUAUAUAUAAAUAUGUAAAAAUCUUACAAUCAUCAAAGGUCUUUAAAUACUGCUUUAUUUUAUCACUGAUUUGCAUCCUGAGCUAGGUACAGUUUAAUAUUUAACACCAGUCAACUGCAAAAACAGUAAUGCAGAACAGAAAUUUUAACAUGUGUAUAAAUACAUACAUCAAAGAUUAGCCUUUAGACUGUUGCACUCUAUAUUGCAAAUUAUGUACAUAUUUAUGUCUAGAAAAUUAAGUUUAUUUUAAUAGACAAUAUGACAAUAUGUCUAUUAUAAUAUAUAUGCAUGUUUUUUUGUUUCCAAAUGUUUAUAAAAUUGCCCAGACUGUAGUCUUUAGCCCUAUCUGGAUGGGAUUAGUUUCUCAGGGUGGCUUCAGUGAAAAAUAUUUCACUCUUAUUUCACUCUUCUUCUCCUGCAUCUGGACUGCAAUUGAAAAAACAGGAGAACCAGUGAGUUUUUAGUUUUAGGAUUUCUCGGUCACAUGACAUCGUGUUCAGUAGCUCCUCCAUUUUCACUCGCUGUAGUGUUUUUACAUGGAUCGCCGCGGAAACACACUCCCAAAGUGUAAUUACGGUGCGUGGCAGUGGACAAAUAGCUAUUUUAUUAAACGCGAGGAAAUUAAACUCAGAGAUGUGCGUCCGGACAGAACUAAUGGAUAAUUCAGCCUGUAAUUUUCUCAGAGGACGUCUGAGAAAAACACCUACAUGAUCGUUCUGGACGGGAAUAAAGUCACAGAGGAUAAAAACCCCCAUAAAACAAAAGAAUUACCCCAGAACCCCCUGAGAAAAUAAUCCCAUCCAGAUAGGAUUUAUGAGAGUGUUUUGGUGUGAAAUGGUUCUAUAAUUUCUUUAACUGAUAAUGACUGAUUCUAGUUUUAAUCUACCAAUCCAAUACAUCUAUUACAGACCCAUCUACAAAUUAUACUUUAUUUAACUCCAGUAUUGAAUACACAGAGUGCAGCAUUACUAAUAUAAUUACAUGUGUUUUUUUUUUUUAUAUGGCAGCCCAAGUAUCACCUCAUACAGAUUCAGUAUUUUAUCUAUAAAUGCUAAGCCUUAAAGUUAGCUAUUUUUAAUUAAAGCAGUGUGAGUAAAUGCAAUGUCAGGCUAGAUUUGAUACAGGAUUGAAUUGUUGUUCAUUAGCUAUUUUCCCAAGACAUCCAGUGAUGCCCCAACACCAGGAGAGUGAAGACUAGCACACGCCUCCUCCGAUACAUGUGAAGUCAGACUCCGCCUCUUUUUGAGCUGCUGCUGAUGCAGCAUUACAGAGCUAACGCUCGGAGGAAAGCGCAGCGACUCGGUUCCGAUACAUCAGCUCACAGACGCCCACCAGUACCCACCCAGAGAGAGAGAGAGCACAACCAACUGUGCUUUCUCGGGGCUCCGGUAGCUGAUGGCGAGCUGCAUGACUGGGAUUCGAACCAGUGAUCUCCUGCCAAUCAUAGUGGCAGCGAUUUAGACCGCUGGAUAUAAAAAUUAUAUUAUACAUUCUAACCAGAUCUCAGGUCUCUAAAUUCCCAAAACUUACAGACUGCUGCUUUAAUAGUUUUUCUAACCAUUUAAAUCCUGUAAACUUAUAAUGUAAAGUUGUAAUUGUGGACAUUUAAUGUAUAGAAAAAUGUAAAGGUUGGCAGUGUAGAGUGUGUGCUGGUGUUUGGUUGUGGGAGUUUUCUGAUUGGUGGUGUGUUCAUAUUAAACCUAAAUAACCUACGAUAAUUGAGAGAUUGAUCCAGAAUGCUGUAAUGCUUGGUUUCCAGACGUCCAAACUUUUUUUUUGGUGUAAUGCAAAAUGGAAUGGAAGCCCAGACUUAAACAUAGAUGUAUUUUUUUUUCUUUAUUGAUUAUAUAAAUAAGACAAAUUUUAUAUAUAUGAUUAGACUAAAGUUCUGUGCAUGAUCUGAAUAAUAUCUAAUUUAAUGGCAAAAUUAAUGGCUUGAUUCUUUCAGCGCUCACUAUACAGGUCUGGAAAUGCGAAUUUCGGUGGAUCUAUUUUUUAUUUUUUUAUUUAGUUUUUUAAUCACCCAAGCAGAACAUCAUUGGACCGUCACAUGAAGAUCUGGAGUGUGAACUCUCUCUCUCUCUGAUGCUUCGCUGAAGGCCGGUUCGCUUUGUGUUCGAUUCUGUUCUCACACUCUGCUUCCUUGGCUAAUAAUGUAUUGCUUUUGUGUGCAUGUUCUGAUUUGACGAAGCCAUCUGUGUACAGUGCAUCGAUCGCCUAAUGCCCUCAUCCUGUGGAACUGCUUGAGUUAAAGUCACUCGUUCAUAAGUCAUUUAUUUUUCCUCAUACUUCCUUCGAGUUGCUGAAUGUCUCGAAGCUUUGAAACACAUUGUGUAUUGCAGAAAUGCAUUAAACAGUAUGUUUGUGUGUUUUUA
Astyanax mexicanus (Mexican tetra) is the source of this 4836-nucleotide messenger RNA. It is a transcript of the gene sdf4, whose product is annotated as stromal cell derived factor 4. Gene Ontology annotation, molecular function: calcium ion binding. The transcript is spliced from 7 exons. The coding region runs from base 383 to 1453 and encodes 356 amino acids. The record is from RefSeq and is a predicted model, not a curated record. Gene Ontology annotation, biological process: calcium-ion regulated exocytosis. Gene Ontology annotation, cellular component: endoplasmic reticulum. Lineage: Eukaryota; Metazoa; Chordata; Actinopteri; Characiformes; Acestrorhamphidae.